AUGAAUGCCAACAACCAGACAAUUCCUAAUUACUCUUCGCCAUAUAUGCAAGAUUAUCAGGAACACUCAUUUUUAUCAGCUCGUCCUCAAGAAAAUAUUUUCACGAAUAAAUGCUCGUUUUUUUAUGCGCCAAGCAACGAUUUCCAAUUGUAUCACGUCCUCUGUGAGGAAAUGCCGUUGACUUUUGAACUUGUAUCGCAAUUAAUAGACGAUACUGAUAGUAACUCAAUUCAUAAUUGUUCUCAGUUUAAUAAUAUUUAUGAAUUUUACCAUCAACAACCUGAAGUUAAGAAAAUCUAUCGAGUAACUUGCGAAAUGAUUUCACAUACACUUAUAUUUCAAUUUUUGAAUAAAAUCAUUUAUGGUAAUCAUUCCAUUCAAUGCGAAUAUCAGCAGCAAGAAUUUUCUAAGAGUCAUCAAGAAAAUCUUAAAUUUCAUUUGAAAAAAGACUUAAUUCAUUACUUGACAUCAAGCUCGCCGACUUAUGGACAAAACUUUGAUUUAUUUAAGAUUUUUAUUCAAGAUUAUUAUGCAUAUGAAGGCAUGAUUAACCCUAAUAGUACACCAACAGUUAAUUCUCAAAAUGAUAGAUACAAUCAAGAGUAUUAUGGUAAUAAUUAUUUUCAAUAUUAG
Molecule: messenger RNA, 633 nt
Organism: Rhizophagus irregularis DAOM 181602=DAOM 197198
Lineage: Eukaryota; Fungi; Glomeromycota; Glomeromycetes; Glomerales; Glomeraceae
Source: RefSeq, a predicted model, not a curated record